AUGAAUGCUUUGAUUACUAUUGCAAGAUGUUUAGAAUCUAUCAGGAUGGUCCACAAAAACCUAACGGACACCACAAGGUACGAGUAUGUAGAGAUCCCUAAUGGGAUGCGGGCAUUGAUCAUGUCGGAUCCAGGGCUGGACAAGUGCAGCUGUGCAGUCUCUGUCAGGGUUGGGUCGUUUGACGAUCCCGCAGAUGCUCAGGGCCUUGCACAUUUCCUCGAGCACAUGCUUUUCAUGGGCACCGAAAAGUAUCCUGUCGAGGAUGGACUUAGCUACUUCCUCUCGAAGAAUAACGGAGGAUAUAAUGCAACGACCUAUGGGGAGGCGACUGUGUACUAUUUUGAUGUUAGGCCCGAGGCCUUUGAAGAGGCGGUGGACAUGUUUGCAGACUUCUUCAAGUCACCGCUCCUGAAGAGAGACUCUGUGGAGAGGGAGGUGUCUGCUGUGAACUCUGAGUUCUGCAAUGGGCUGAACAACGACGGGUGGAGAACGUGGAGGAUGAUGAAGAAAUGCUGCAAAAAGGAACAAGCGCUCUCCAAAUUCAGCACUGGGAAUUACGACACCCUGAGGAGGGACGGGAUAUGGGAGGAAAUGAAGGAGUUCUGGAGUCGAAAGUAUUCCAGUGACAAGAUGUGUGUUGUGAUCUAUGGGAACAAGAGCCCUGGAGAGCUGAAGGAACUGCUGGGAAAGUUUGAAGGAGUUCCCAAAGGGCACGGGGAGGACAGCUGUGAUAAGAAGGAUCGGAAGUGCAGGCUGGAUGAGGGGUGGAGCGUGUUUGACGAAGAGUAUACAAACAGGUGGAUAAGGAUACAGCCGAUUGCCGAUACAAGGUCGAUCAUGGUUAUGAUGACGGUGGAAUCUGGAUACAAGAUGUUUAAGAACAACCCGUAUGAAUAUGUGCUGAACAUGAUUCUUAGAAACGACUCGAAGGGAUUUGCAUGUAAGGUGAAGGACAUGGGGCUUGUUCUGGAAGUUGAGGGAGACCUGUGCGACUAUACAGACUACUCGGUGAUGAUAAUAACGAUGCAUCUAUCUGCGGCCGGGAACAAAAGGCCGAAAGAGGCCGUGCUGGAGCUUGUGAAGUAUCUCAAGACCAUGCCGGUCUGCCUGGAUGAGUAUGCCGAGCUCCAGAAGAGGUCCAGGUAUCUGUUUAAGUACGAUGAAAAGGACGAUCCUAUGUACCAGACAAGGAGAGUUGCAGUAAACAUGCAGUUCUAUCCUGUCGAGAAUGUCCUUGAUCAUGAGCAUUGCUUUGAAAGGUUUGACGGCGACGAGAUCAGGGGAGUGGUCCUUCUGAUGGCAGACUUUUCAAGAUGGGUUGUAUUCCAUAUUGCAAAGGAUGCAGGGACGUUUGACAUGCGCGAGGAGAUAUACGGAGUGAGAUAUGGAGUGGGGGACAGGAUAUUUGAGGCAGAAGACAUCGAUGCGGAGAACUCGGGAGUUGUGGAGUGGAAGGAGGGGGAGAUGAUAAGGACCGAAAUCCCCUCAGACAUCCUCACAAAGGAGCUUCCAGGCGGGAAGAUCAGCUAUCUAUUUAACGACUCUUACAAGGUCCCAAAGGUCUUUGCAGGGUAUCUGAUAAGGACAGAGAAUAGCAGUUCUGAUGUAGUCAACAUGAUGUUCCUAGCCAGGAAUGCGAAGGACCAGUUCUUCAAAAGAUAUGAUGGGUCUCUGUACAAGACUGGUGUGGAGAUUGAUGUCCGAGUGGAGUCCCGCGGAGUGGAGAUCCGCAUUGAGUGCUUCAACCACAUGAGCGUCGAGGUGUCCCGGAUGUUCUUUGACAUUCUGUUUGGCGAGCCCGAUGGAUCGCGUAGGCAUCUGAUCAAGGAAGAGAUCUGGAAUGAGCUGGAGGUGAAAAGAACAAGCAAUCCCUACAAACGGUGCAGGGACGGAAUGAAGUGGAUGAAGGUCCCAGGACAUCUGAUGGCCGAGGAGGCAAUGGAGAGACUGGACUCUGUGGACACCAAGUCGAGACUAAGCCGAAAGUUCUUCCUCGAGAUGUUUGUGGUUGGAAACAUCGAGUAUUCGGAUGCAGAGAAGAUGUUUAGGCAUGUCUUGACAAAGCAAGAGGAGAUACACAGCUGUGGGAGAAAUGAGCUCCUUGACGGGAGGUACAGGUGUGAUAUAAAUACAUGUGACGAGAGAAAUAAUGCAUGUGCUCUGAGCUAUUACUGCGGAAGGUAUGGAAACCACAAGGACGUGGCAGUGGCGCAUCUUGUGCACCAUUCGUGCAAGGCAAUGUUCUUCGAUCAGCUUCGGACCAAGGAGGAGCUCGGAUACGUGGUAAUAUCCAAUGUCACAUACAUCGACGAUGAACAGUACAUAACAUUUGUUGUGCAGAGCGAGAAGGAUGUGGAGUUCCUGGAGAAGAGGAUAAGGAGGUUUGUUGAGGAACUAGAGGGAUACUUCAAGGAGAUGAGUCUGGAGGACUUUGAGAAGUUCAAGAGCGGAGUCAUCUCAUCUUUCAGAGAGAGGAAGAAGAACUUUGUGCUGUACAGCACCGAGAUAUGGGACAAGUGCCUGAGAGGGGUAGUUGACCAGGAGCACGACGAGAAAGUUGUUGAGGCCGUCAAGGAGAUCUCCAAAGAAAAUCUGUCUGUAGGCAAAAUACUUGGCCAGGUGUAUGUCUCCAGAGUAUUCGCUCAUUAA
Molecule: messenger RNA, 2649 nt
Organism: Encephalitozoon cuniculi GB-M1
Lineage: Eukaryota; Fungi; Microsporidia; Unikaryonidae
Exons: 1
Coding region: 1-2649 (882 amino acids)
Biological process (GO): proteolysis
Molecular function (GO): metalloendopeptidase activity; metal ion binding
Source: RefSeq, marked provisional